Molecule: messenger RNA, 282 nt
Organism: Pyricularia oryzae 70-15
Lineage: Eukaryota; Fungi; Ascomycota; Sordariomycetes; Magnaporthales; Pyriculariaceae
Exons: 2
Coding region: 1-282 (93 amino acids)
Source: RefSeq, a predicted model, not a curated record
AUGAUUCUCAACUGUUUUAGCGAAAUAGGGCAUACUACUCUCGUUCGAAUCCUGCUCCCUCCACCUCCUCCCCGCUUACCCGUGGCAAGGAUAACCCGGCUGGCUAUCGACAACAACCACCCGCCUGUGCCGUCGAGCCCACACUUGUUGGGAACUUCGUCUCCAUGGCUACAAACGACCGACAGCUCCGCUGUUUGGACACAGGCCCCUCUCGAUGAAGAGCCGUCAACUGCCGUCAGACGAAUCCUCCGUGCGCCUGAAGGCACGGGGUCGCGUCAGUGA